This is a messenger RNA of Anopheles coustani, 1229 nucleotides long. Its product is annotated as SAP30-binding protein. NCBI's taxonomy places the organism in Eukaryota, Metazoa, Arthropoda, Insecta, Diptera, Culicidae. Gene Ontology annotation, biological process: regulation of DNA-templated transcription. The coding region runs from base 102 to 1097 and encodes 331 amino acids. The transcript is spliced from 2 exons. Gene Ontology annotation, cellular component: nucleus. The record is from RefSeq and is a predicted model, not a curated record.
AACAAAACGGAGGUUUUCAGUGCGCCUCAAAGUUGUUCGAGUGAUUAAAAGAUAAAUUUAAGAUUUACCAGUCGCUUUCGUGUAGUAUUUUGAUUUUAAAGAUGAGUUCUAAAAACUCCGCACUUGCAUCACUAACAGCAACCUACACAGAUUCCGAAAAUGAAGGAGACCACAGGACAGACGAUGAGUCUCCGCAAUCGGACGGGGAGAGUUCUGUGUCACAGAUCCGUUCCCGACAGCAAACACCUUUGAGGGAUAUGUCGGAAAGCUCCGGCACACCCAUCGCGCAAACCAACAACAUCGCAAACGUCCUAAGCAAAUCAGCCGACCCGAGUGGUGCAAGCGACAAUGGAACACCGGGACCGCCUCGUAAGAAAGCACUACGUUUAGUGAGCUACAUUGACGACACAAUCGUAUCCGACGAUGAAAACAACUCUCCGGCCCAUGAUGAAGUCAAAUCGGCAGCGGAAGUGGAAGAAGAGCCCGAGCCUGAGCGAAGCCCUUCGCCGCAAAAGUUGGAUCGCGCGAAACUGUACGGGUUCAGUUUGCCCCCGGAGCCGAAGGGAAAGUGCUCGCAGGAGUUGCAGGAUAAAAUAGCCGCACUGUACGAGCGCAUGAAGAACUCCAACAUGGACACAAACCGGAACAUUCAGGAGCGGAAGGAAUUCCGCAAUCCCAGCAUCUAUGAGAAGCUCAUUCAGUUCUGCGACAUUAACGAACUCGGCACGAACUAUCCACCGGAUGUGUUCGACCCGUUCCAGUGGGGCAAGGAAUCGUACUACGAAGAGCUGGCGAAGGCACAAAAGAUCGAAAUGGAGAAGGUCGAGAAGGCACGUAAGGAAGCGACGAAAACGGAAAUCCAAACCGGCGUCAAGCGGAUGGAUCCGGAUGAGUCGAAGAAGCGAAAAUCGAAAUGGGACCAACCGGGCGUUCUGGGAGCGGCACCUGGAAUGCUCGGAGCAGCGGCUGCGGUCGCUGUCGUUAAUGCGCUAAAGCCAGCCGGUAUCAUUCAGCAAACGUUGACGACCACGGCCACCGGGACGAAGGGGACGGUCAUAUCUGCUUUCGGAUCGUUACCAAAGAAGCCCAAAAUUUAAGAACGAGUGAGUAGAUUAAAUGUCAACUACCUUUUAACAAAACUAUCACAAAGUAAGCUCUAGGACAAACACCGGAAAUUUUCUUUAUUAUCAAGGGUUUAAUAAAACCAAAACUACAUUUGUAUGUAAUUA